AUGAGGGUUGACAGUGAUGAGUCUGACAGCAACUUGCAUCAACUCCUAAAGAUUAAGGCUGAAGAUGAUACUAAUUUGAACUGUUUAAAAAGAAAGGAGAAUGUAUAUACUAGCCCUGAGAUUCAAAAUGAAAUGAUUAAAGUCAUGGCUCAACAGGUACUACGAGAUAUAACAGAAGACCUUCAGACUUCUCGAUUUUUAACAGUUAUGGCUGAUGAAACAACAGAUGCCACCAAUAAUGAACAGGUUACUUUGAUCAUUCGUUGGGUAACACAAGAAUUGGAGGUACAUGAAGAAUUUCUUGGAUACUUAGUUGGAAAAAUUGAUUCUAAUACAUUGACAGCUGUUAUUAAGGAUGUACUCUUGAGAGCAAAUCUGUCAAUACAUAAGCUUCGUGGACAGUGUUAUGAUGGGGCUAGCUCAAUGAGUGGUUCAAAAUCAGGUGCUGCUAAACAGAUUUGUGACAUUGAACCAAGAGCU
Amphimedon queenslandica is the source of this 480-nucleotide messenger RNA. RefSeq lists its product as uncharacterized. Lineage: Eukaryota; Metazoa; Porifera; Demospongiae; Haplosclerida; Niphatidae. The record is from RefSeq and is a predicted model, not a curated record. The transcript has a single exon. The annotation marks the transcript as partial.